AUGGGCGGCACUGCUGUAACCUCUCAACCUGAUCACAACUCUGACCUCAGUGUCUGGACCUCACGCUUCAAUAGCCAGAGCCCGGAAUGGCGAAGUGACUUUGAAAAGAAAUUACUCAGGAAAGUCGACCUACGCCUUAUGCCCACGCUUGUCAUCAUGUACCUCCUCAACUUCCUCGAUCGCUCCAAUCUCGCUCAGGCACGCCAGGGCUCUCUAGAAAAAGACCUCAAAAUGUCAGGCACCGACUUCAACUUGGCCACCUCCAUCUUUUUCGUCGGAUAUCUCCUGAUGCAACUCCCGUCCAACCUGUUGUUGACACGCAUGCGGCCGUCGCUUUAUCUCAGCGCCUCAUGUUGCAUGUGGGGGGUUGUCUCAACCUGCAAUGCUGCUGCAGACUCCUUCACGCAUCUUGUCGUCAUUCGGUUCUUUCUUGGCUUCGUGGAAGCUCCGUUCUUUCCGGGGGCUGUGUUUCUCAUGAGUUCGUGGUACACGCGCGCAGAGCUUACCCGCCGCAUUGCCUGGCUCUACGCAGGGAAUGCAUUGGCAAACAUGUUUGGCGGGUUGCUAGGCGCGGCAAUUCUGGGAAGCCUUGAAGGGGCCCAAGAUAUCGCUGGGUGGAGAUGGCUAUUUAUUAUCGAGGGCGUAAUCGCGAUAGCCUUCUCCAUCUUAGCCGCCUUUAUUCUGCCCAACUAUCCUCACACGACGAAAUGGUUGACACAAGAAGAGAGCGCUUACGCUGCGUGGAGACUGGCCCAGGAUAUCAAUGAGGUCGACACAUACGGGGAAAUCACUGUCUGGGAUGGUGUCAAGAUGGCAGUCCGUGACUACCGCUUGUACGCCUUCAUACUAUUGCAGCACGUGAGCCUACUCUCCCAGACGUUUCAGUACUUCUUCCCAACUAUUGUGGGAACGCUUGGAUAUGGCAGAAUCGUUACGCUGUGGCUCACAGCUCCAGCCUGGUUCGCAACCUUCCUUCUCUCAAUAUGCGUUACGUUGAGCUCAGCUAGGACAAACGACAGAUCGCUACACAUCAUCUGUCUCAUACUUGUUGCAGCCAUUGGCAACGCCAUUGCAGCUGGCACUACAGUCAUUGGAGCACGCUUCUUCGCCAUGUUUCUUAUGCCCAUGGGCGCUGUGUCUUCCUACCAAAUCAUUGUCUCUUGGGUAGCAAAUUCCUUUCCUCGGCCACUUGUCAAACGGUCAGCCGCCAUUGCUAUUUGUAACAUGAUUGGCAAUACGGCAACGAUAUACGGAUCUUACAUGUACCCCAGUAGCGAUGGUCCCCAGUACAGGCCCGGAGGGAGUGCUAACGCAUCAAUCUGCGUGGUGGUCGCUCUGCUAGCACUCUUGCUGCGCUACCUCCACAAGUGGGAAAAUAAGAAGCUUGCAAGGGUUGAGAGACAGACCGCUGAGGCGGGAGAGGAAGGUGGAAAGGUAAAUAUGGAAUCAGCUGAUGGACAUGGACGCCCAGGAUUCAGAUACGUCGUUUGA
Molecule: messenger RNA, 1491 nt
Organism: Ilyonectria robusta
Lineage: Eukaryota; Fungi; Ascomycota; Sordariomycetes; Hypocreales; Nectriaceae
Product: major facilitator superfamily domain-containing protein
Exons: 4
Coding region: 1-1491 (496 amino acids)
Biological process (GO): transmembrane transport
Cellular component (GO): membrane
Molecular function (GO): transmembrane transporter activity
Source: RefSeq, a predicted model, not a curated record